GAGUGGCAUUUUCGAAAUUUCAUGGGGUUUUCAAUAAAAACUCUUUUUAUCACGAGGCUUUCUUCAUCAGAAGAACCCUUUUAUUCCGUCCGCCAAAUCCAACUCAUACUACUAGAUUUCCGCGGCGGCGGCGGAGGCGGUUUGCGCUCUCUUGAACAUAUCUUCGAGAUUCGGCAAUGGCGACUGGAGCAGAACAGCGUCAACUCUCACAGAAGGAGGCCGACAUUCAGAUGAUGUUGGCCGCCGAGGUUCAUCUAGGAACUAAGAACUGCGACUUCCAAAUGGAGCGAUACGUUUUCCAGCGCCGGAAUGAUGGAAUCUACAUUAUUAACUUGGGUAAAACAUGGGAGAAACUUCAGAUGGCUGCUAGAGUUAUUGUCGCUAUUGAGAAUCCUCAAGACAUUAUUGUUCAAUCUGCUAGGCCUUAUGGUCAGAGAGCUGUUUUGAAGUUUGCUCAAUACACUGGUGCUCAUGCAAUUGCUGGGAGGCAUACCCCUGGAACAUUCACCAACCAGCUUCAAACCUCAUUCAAUGAGCCACGUCUUCUGAUAUUGACUGAUCCUCGAACUGAUCAUCAGCCCAUCAAGGAAGCUGCCCUUGGAAACAUUCCUACAAUUGCCUUUUGCGACACUGAUUCGCCAAUGCGGUAUGUUGACAUUGGGAUUCCAGCUAAUAACAAGGGGAAACACAGCAUAGGAUGUCUAUUCUGGCUUCUUGCAAGGAUGGUUUUGCAGAUGCGUGGAACGGUUCGCCCUGGGUACAAAUGGGACGUGAUGGUCGAUUUGUUUUUCUACCGAGAGCCCGAGGAGAUGAAGGAGAAAGAGGAAGAAGAAGCUGUUGCACCACCAGAUUACGGCAUUGCAGAUUUUGGUUCUGCUCCAUUGGCUGUAGAUCAAUGGGUUCCUGAUGCUCAGUGGGAUGCUUCUAAUGUAGCUCCUACUGCUGCCGCUGCUUCAGUUUCUAAUGUUGGGUGGGCACAAGAGCCAGUCGGAGCAGCAGACGGAUGGGGUGUUGCCAUACCACCACCGGCACCUUCACUUGAAGCUGUUGCACCUCCUUCCUCCGAUUGGUAACAAGGGAAGCUUUCCCUCUUACCCACAAUUUUGAUUCAUCGUUAUGAGUUUCGCUUGUUCAUGUAGCAGUCCCACCUAAUUAGUUGGGCAUAAGUAGGCUUAAGCACUCACAGUCGUAAACCAAAAAUGUACUACCACCUUUUUUUUUUCUUUUUUUCUUUUUGAAGACUGAUUUCUGUUUUCUUUCUUCUAGUCCAGUUAGGUUUUAAGAUUGGACGUUUUUUUUUUCCUUCAACGUGGGUAUUUUGGUUUGGUACACUUUUUUAUGAGAAACAAAAAAUUGCUCCAAUCAUUACCAAGACGAAAUACUUUGUUCUACUGAUGGAAUUAUGUAUCAAUAUUGUUUUUGUAGUGGAGAAUCUGUUGCCCUUAUUUCA
This is a messenger RNA of Cucumis melo (muskmelon), 1450 nucleotides long. RefSeq names its product 40S ribosomal protein SA-like. The transcript has 6 exons. Gene Ontology annotation, biological process: ribosomal small subunit assembly; cytoplasmic translation. Gene Ontology annotation, cellular component: ribosome; 90S preribosome; cytosolic small ribosomal subunit. Gene Ontology annotation, molecular function: structural constituent of ribosome. Lineage: Eukaryota; Viridiplantae; Streptophyta; Magnoliopsida; Cucurbitales; Cucurbitaceae. Bases 177 to 1073 code for a protein of 298 amino acids. The record is from RefSeq and is a predicted model, not a curated record.